Molecule: messenger RNA, 582 nt
Organism: Ostreobium quekettii
Lineage: Eukaryota; Viridiplantae; Chlorophyta; Ulvophyceae; Bryopsidales; Ostreobiaceae
Source: the annotation of a GenBank genome assembly
AUGUCUGCAGGCACUGCUCUGGUCGCAAUUUCGGACAAGGACUCAGGUGGCUCUGAGGGUACACACAAGCUAUGGGGAGACAUCCUGGCAGUCGUUGCAGCCAUGACUUACUCAGUGUACACGAUCAUGCUGAGAAAGCGCCUGCCUGACGAUGACCAUGUGGACAUGGCUCUGUUCCUGGGCUAUCUGGGCUUGAUCCUUACAUUCACAAUCGGUGCUAUUCUUUGGUUGCUUAUUGUGGCCGACGCCGUGAAAGUUGUGGGCUGGCCAAAAGGUGCCCUUGGAUGGGCUGUUGUGAAAGGCCUGUUGGACAACGUGCUUUCUGAUUACCUGUGGGCUCGGGCGGUCGUCCUCAUUGGCCCCACCCCUGCAACGGCCGGGCUGCUGAUGCAGUGGCCCAUAUCGAUUGUGGCCGAUCUGCUCCUUGGCAACGCUAAUUGGCUGCGACAGGUGUGGACUGCCGUUUGCAUGCUGGCUGGCGCCAUGUCUGUUUUGGUGGGGUUUGUGGGACUCAAUGUGGAGGAAAUUACGGUGAGAGAGUGGCUCAGGGGUAGGUUUACACGGCGAGUGUGGUGUGGAUGA